Messenger RNA from Habropoda laboriosa, 1528 nucleotides. RefSeq names its product BRISC and BRCA1-A complex member 1-like. Gene Ontology annotation, biological process: mitotic G2 DNA damage checkpoint signaling; positive regulation of DNA repair; double-strand break repair. Bases 86 to 910 code for a protein of 274 amino acids. Lineage: Eukaryota; Metazoa; Arthropoda; Insecta; Hymenoptera; Apidae. The transcript is spliced from 2 exons. The record is from RefSeq and is a predicted model, not a curated record. Gene Ontology annotation, cellular component: BRISC complex; nuclear body; BRCA1-A complex.
UUUCCUAAACGUUAAAGACACCGACAGACGCCAAAGUUUCAUACAGUGGGAACGUGGAACGUUAAGCUACGUCGUCGAAUAGAAAAUGAGUAGCACCGAUGACAGUAGUAGUACACCGUGUUCUAUUCCGGAUUACAAGCCGUCGGGCUCCGAUGAGGAUAAUUCAUUGGUAUUGAACCUUCCAGGAAUGAAUUCGCCUGAAAAAAUUGUAUUUGUAAUUGACACGGUAAGAGAGAGAAAUUGUACUCCUUUUAAAUUUUCAACAGGAGACAAUUUUAUGCCUCUGUUCAUGAUAAAACGGAUCAUAGAAAAUUUUAUUUGUGCAAAAUCCAUCAUCCAACGCAGUCACGAGUACGCAUUAAUGACAUUGAACUCUCACAGUGCUCAGUGGAUUUGUGAUUUCACCAAUAACAACAAUAGCAUUGUUAAUUAUUUGAAUUUGGUUAACGAGGAUAUCCUAGAAGAAGAUCAAACGUCGUACGAUCUAGGACAAAUGUUCGAUAAAAUACGCGAAAAAUUACCUUUACCAGCAAAGAAAGACGACACCAUUAUUCCAACAUUUGUCGUCAGAGUAAUCUUGAUGUAUUCACGUUCCAAUAGUAUACCAAAAUUCCAUACCGCAAAAUAUUCUCUGGAUAUUCUUACAAAGAGUCCGUACUUUUUCAUAGAUGCAUUGUACGUGCACGAGCCCCCUUCUUCUGAAAAUUUAUGCGAAGAAAUUUAUGCAGAGAUAGCAACGUUGAAUACGGCAAAUUUGUCAUACAUACUGGAAGUAGGAAGAAACGCAAUAAAACUGCACGAUAACAUGGCUAAGUUACUAGCACAUCCUCUCCAAAGGCCACCUCAAAAAGACGUAUGCUACGCUAUUUGUCCGAUAUUUGGUUUUAUAGAAACCAAUAAUAGCGUUUAAUCGCGUGUAACCUUUGCGCUUUGUAAAUUGCAAAAAUUAAUUAACAUAAGAGCAACGCAGGCAAUAUUUGUAUUUGUACAGUGUGGUGGCGGUCGCGCCAAACGAACAUCGAAAGAUUUUGGCGUCGUUUUUAAAACAAACGACAAUACGUCGGAAAGUUAUCAGCGUGUCUCGAUACCCUAUAACGAAGCUAAUUGCAGCAGAGGUUGGCGAAAUGUGGGGAAUUCAAUAGCCAUUGGAGGACACCUUGCUCUAACACGGGGAAGCCUCUAAUAACAAUUCAAACAUGUGUAACAGACUCGCAUGUUUAUACCGAAAUUUAUAUACACAGAGUAGAGUUGAACAUGAAAAUACUUUUCUCUACAGGUAAAUACAAUUAAAGUUGUCUCCUUACCUGUCAUCGUAUACACAAAAGAGAUCGCAGUACGUCGAGAUAUACAUAUGUACAUAAUAUCUAUGCAAAAAAUUGAUUUCGGUAAUCAAUUUGUAAAAAGCAAAAUUCAUCUAAUUCAACAAUGCGCGUAAAAUUUUGCGUAAAAUUGUACAAUUGUGUAGAAAAUAAUGUAACGAUAUAUCAACGAACUAUUCUUUCGGUUCGUGUAUCAUCGAUUUGUAGGA